AUGAAUAAAGUAGUUGAAGAAAAACUCUCUGAACCAAUCUUAAACAAGAAAAAGAAAAAGAUAGGUAGCAAGAUCAUGAAAUCUAAAAAACUUUUCGAUAGAUGAAGGUUUUUUAGUUUGCUUUCAGCGAUCAUCGCUUGCGUAGCUCUGUUUCCUGCAUCCUCAGAUUACGAAACAGGCUGGUCAGAAGCCCGCACUCCAACAAACUGUGCGAUAAACGAAGAUCGAUCCAUAGCUCACCGUCAUUUAAUCAUGUGGCUAAGUUUCGUAUCAAUUCUACUGCUCAUCCCCUACAAAUAUUAUUUCCUCAAAUGGAAAAGACACAUACCUAAGACAUUCCACGAGCUUCCUUCAUUCCAAAAACUGACCUUAAUGCAGGUCUUCGCAAUGAGAAAGAAGCCAAAACUAAGAGACUAUUUUAGUGGAGAGGUUAUCCCAGUUACCAUUUUACUCUUAAUUUUACCCUACCCAGGCUUAAACUGGGAAUUUGUAGUACCCCAACAAAUUCUUUAUAAGCGGGUAGAAAUUUGUUACUUUGUGGCUGAGCCCAUGUAUGCUAUAAUGUUCUUAAGGUGGAUUUACUUGAUUGUUUCUCUCUUUAAUUAUGGGAGAUACCAAAAUCAAGUCGCUGUAAGGCAUCGCGAAAAGUGGGGAGUGCCUAUGUCUCCAGCUUUUUCAUUGAAAUGCUACUUGAACCAAUACCCUCUAUUUAUGCUUUUCUUUUUCUUUAUAAUUCCUGGGAUAUUGAUAUUUGGGUCUCUGAUGAGGAUUUUCGAAAGGCCUAUGCAUAUGCCAAGCUUGGAUUAUGACUAUGCAGGAAACGCUUAUUGGAAUUCUAUUAUCACUAUGAUGACUGUUGGCUUUGGAGAUUUUUAUCCUGUCACUACUUUAGGAAGAUUUAUUGUCGCUAUGAGUGCUAUUUAUGGAGGAGUCAUUUUAUCUUUUACCUUUGUGUCGCUAGGCUCAAUUCUCCAGCUGCAGCCAAACGAAAAAAAUGCAUUGAAUAGGAUAUUGCUUAGCUCUGCUGCUACUGGUGCAAUUGUUUCAGCUCUUUCAUAUAAUAAAUCAAAUAUAAAAAAUAUUGAGGAUAGAUACCAUGCUUGGAAUUCAGUCAAAACGAAUUCAAAAAACUUUAUGGAAUUUAAAGAACUGAUUGGGACAGACAAGGUAGAAGGAGAAGAAGCUGUUGAUAGCCUCAAAGAAAGAGUUAUAAACUUACUCCCUAGUGAGCAAGCAAAAAAAUUUAACUCACAUUAAUUUUAUUUGAUUUUAAAUUAUAUAUAAAUUUUAUAGUAAAAUUGUUUUUUGAAUUUUAGAAAUUUUUGUAAAAAUUAAUUUAAUUACUUAAUUUUAUUUUAGAAUGCAAGUUGUUUAAAUUCAAAAGAUGGAGAUUUAUUAUAGUUAUUAUCUAUAUACUGUAUUUUUAUUAUUAAAAUGCAUUUAAGCUCAUUGAGUUUUGUUCCAAAAAAUCGAUAUUUACAACUCAGUCAUACAAAAGGAGUUAGAAAGCAAAAUAGAAGGCUUGAAAGCAACUGCUGAAGGAAUAAUUCAUAAACUUAGUCAUAUUUAA
This is a messenger RNA of Blepharisma stoltei, 1570 nucleotides long. Lineage: Eukaryota; Ciliophora; Heterotrichea; Heterotrichida; Blepharismidae. The record is from the annotation of a GenBank genome assembly.